This is a messenger RNA of Malaya genurostris, 5817 nucleotides long. RefSeq names its product (E3-independent) E2 ubiquitin-conjugating enzyme. The transcript has 9 exons. The record is from RefSeq and is a predicted model, not a curated record. Bases 291 to 4337 code for a protein of 1348 amino acids. Lineage: Eukaryota; Metazoa; Arthropoda; Insecta; Diptera; Culicidae.
UGUUAGGCGGAGAUGACGGUUCAAUAUAAACUGCUUUAAGCACUGAUGAACCGAAGGCGAAACACGAAAAAAUUAAAAAUUUGAAAUUUAAAUUAAAAUUUGAAUGAAACGGAACGAAUUUCCGAAAUCAGUCAGCAGAAAUCACAAGAAAGCAAGUUACGGCAAGUUCGACAGUAGAUUGAAAUUUUGAUUGUAGUAAGCGGUGAUCCCUUUAGUUACUCUGUUCGAACCAAAUAUUCAAUUAGGCAACAAUUUUAUUCUUUAGAAACAAUGCAUGUUUAUCUCUUGUAAUGGAUACAAACAGUUCCGACAAGUCUCACAAAAUAUCAAAAGGAUCGUCCUUCAAUCAACAGAAUCAGGACGAAGGUGGUAAUGAAAAUCAAUACUUUUACGAGGACGAAAUUUUUUGCAUUGACAGCCGUGGCCGAGUCAAGUUCGGUCUGGUGCUGGAAAAUUUCGAGGUUAGCGAAGAAGAAGGAUUCGAAGAGGAUGCCCUGAAGAAGGGGGAAAUCAGAGCCUGUUGGCACCCGGAUGGUCACGAGGAGAUCGUGAACCAAAGAAAGGUUGGUUUGGCGGAUCGGACGCUUAUGCCGGGUGAUGUCGUUCGAAAGAUGGUCCCGGGAAAGGAUACGCAGCGAGGAUAUUGCCAUGAGAUUUUUGUAAAAGCAGAUGUGAAGAUUGCCGGAACUAAGUAUGUAAUACAAAAUGUGGCUUCAGAUCGGCUGCGUCCCCUAAUGACCAUGCCGAAAGAUAAUGCAGUUUGUCUCGAUUCCUGGGUUGGCAGCACCAAAAACGUCAAUGAAAAGCUGGUACUCAAAUCUCAAUGCGGUUCAUUGGUAGAAAUCCGUCCAGACAUUGACUUCUGUACAUUGAAAGACAGUGAUACCCGAUCUCACUGUGGUUACUUUGCUGGCACCUUUUUCUACCCAGGUCAAACUUUGGUUGGACCGAUCAGUGAUUUGGAGAAUGCGAAAUGGCUCAAUACGUCGGCCGAAAUGAAACUCAACCGAAAACAUAAAAUGGUUGAUCGAAAGUUUACGGUCCAAACGGUUGAUAUCGAAGGCGUUUGGGUACAUUGGCAGUGCAAAGCGUCUUGCGAAGAUGUGGAAGCGGAGUUGAAGAAAGGUGGCAUCCAGCAGCCUCCGGAUUAUGUGACUGGCGAUAACUUGAAACGACUUAAAAAGUUGAAUUUAUUUGAAUCCUGUAUGCUACAGAUAAACGACAAAAAUUAUCUCAAAAUAGAGCCAGGUGACAUGUUUGUCAAAAAGAGUCAGUGGAGAAAGGAACUGAGUUCGAAGUAUAGGAAAGUUGUUGGUAGUGCGAGUUUCGUCGGCAAGAACGACGGAGCGAGUGGAAAUGUGAUCUGUGAUAAUGAAACCCAUAAGAUAACCGUUACGAGUACUGGUGAGAGCGGAUCGCGGGAUAAGAUAGACCCGGAUCGAGCCAAGCUAUGUCCAACAACUUUGAAAGAGAUUGCUAAAUCCAACAAAGUACGACGCAAUUCACCGAGGCGAUCUAACACUGGCGGCGCCACAACAACAACAACAACAGCAGCAGCAACUUGCAAAUUAGCCGAGAGUGACGAAUGGCAAACCGAUUUGGAAGACGAAGAUGAUGAGGACGUUGAUGGUUGCGAUUCAACCCACUCCGACGGAGCUUGCAGCAACAUAUCCUCAUCUUGUUCCAGUACAGCCACUCCGAAAAGUAGCCCCAAAAAAUCGCCUUUGCUAGCGAAGAAAAUACGCAAAUUAAGAAAAAGAACCUCGUCGACAAGCGGUGGCUCUGAUCGGCUGCCCUUGCCUGGAGAUGAAGUAAUAACGGAAACACUGGUGGUGUACAGUUCGGCGACAGUCGUCUGGCAGGAUGGAACCAUCGAGACAAACAUUCCGUCAACGGAGUUGUGUCCCAUACACCAUCUUGACGAUCAUGAGUUUUUCCCCGGCGAUUUUGUACUGGCAGGAAACACCGAUAUGUCGCAUAAUCCUUCGUUCCGUGAUUAUGGUGUGAUUCAGAAUGUAGACCAUCAUGGCCGAACAGCGAAAGUUAAAUGGUUUAGUACAUAUACCUGUUUGAGCGAACCACAGCCGACAUACAACGGCGAGUCGGAAGUUAGUGUGUACGAUUUGAAGGAUCAUCCCGAUUUCCAAUAUCGACCGGGGACAAUUGUGAUUAGGGUAGCGAAUUUCAUUGGUGAAGAUUCCAACUGUAGUGCUGGACAGGUAAUCGAUAACUAUCCGAACGGUAUGGUAAAGGUUUGGUGGGUUGACAACCACGUUAGCAUGUGCUGGCCACAGGAUAUAUUUGAAGUUGGUCAGUAUGAUUCGGAGAAUAAUUUCUGGGGAAACGAUUCCGAUAACAAUUCGUGGGAAACGGAGGAUGAAACGUCCGAAUUGGGUGGCUUAUCGCCGCAACGCGUUUCAAAACCAAAACUUGCGGCAAAUCUCGAAAGAGCACGUGUUGCGAUGGCUCGUUUGGAAGAGCUGUUCAUUAUAAAUCCCCAUCUGCAAAAUCAGGAAAUCAUGAAAAAGCUUCUGAUGGUAUACAAAAAGUGCCGGUAUUUGGACCGAUUAAUGAGUACUUCAUUUUUCCACGAAGACCAUUUCAUGGGAUUGGUCGAAAGGGUACGGAAGUCCAACAAUCAAACAACGGCUGAGCGUGUGCUAGAUCAGAAAAAUAGACUAUUCAAUCAAGGUAGUUCGAAGACGACUACUCCCACGGCAGAAAGUCCGAGCGAAGAUCAGAAGUUGCCAUCAACCAGCAGUCAUAGUAUUUCCUCGAACGGGGGUAUCAAUGGGGGUACUAUUUCGAGAAAAUCAUUUUCCCCACACUAUCCGAGUACUAUGAAUACAUCGCCAUCGUUAAAAUUUCCAACGGGAAACAAUCUGUCCACCUCGUCGGACAUUUCCAGUAUUGACGAGAAUCACACAACUGUAAUGGCCGGUGGUUCCAGUUCGGUUCGAUCCGGUGGUGCAGCUGCAGAAGAUUCCGGUAAUUUCUCUGCCAAAAGCGAUGGCGAAAAUACAAGCUGCAAACAUAAUGCAAGUGAGAGUGGCAAUGAUUCGUUGCUUAAUGCCGAACUGGAUAACGUCAACAACGUGUACAUGAACAUAUGUGAUGAUAUGAAUAACACCAGCUCAGUGUUUAGUUUCCCUUCGCAAGCGAACAACGUUUCGGCAAAGCUUUGUUCACUAAUCAAGGCACAGCUGGUGAAAGCUCUACAAGAGAUCAAUCAACGCUACGGACAGGUUGAUCCUUUCAAAGAAAUAAUUAUCGAAGAAAUACACCUAACACCACCGCCCUACUGUUCCCGGCCGCCUUCAUCCACUCCGUCCCAACAGCCGUCGGUCGUGAAUACACCAACAGUGGAACAAGACCAUAGCUGCCCGUCAGAGGAACCGUCUAGCUUGAUGCCGAACAACAGCAUGGAAUUCAACUUUGUCGAGAGCUUUCAAGUGCUAGAAACGGCACCGAGCAGUCACAAGUACCACUUGACGGUAUUCCAAACCAACAAUGCUCAAAGUUUCUACAAAGCAGUCCAACGGGAACAUAAACUGCUGAGAACUGCCUUGCCACCCGGAGUGUGGGUGCGCACGUUUGAAGAUCGGCUCGAUUUGCUGAGCGUGAUGAUUGAAGGCCCGAAGAAAACUCCCUACGAGGACGGUUUGUUUCUGUUUGAUAUUCAACUGGGUCAGGAAUAUCCAACAGCACCGCCUUUGUGUCACUAUAUUAGCUAUUGUUCGGACCGACUGAAUCCAAAUCUGUACGAAGAUGGAAAAGUUUGUGUGUCCUUACUGGGAACCUGGUCCGGCAAGGGAUCCGAAAUGUGGGGUCCGAACAGCACUCUACUACAAGUCAUUGUUUCUAUUCAGGGUUUAAUUUUAGUAGAUGAACCGUAUUUCAAUGAGGCUGGUUAUGAAAAACAAAGAGGUUCCCAACAAGGACGGGAGAAUUCUCGAAUGUACAACGAAAUGGUGCUACUGAAACUAGUGCAAUCGAUGUCGAAACUGAUCGUCAACCCGCCGGAAAUUUUCAGUGAGCAAAUUUUAGCCCACUUUAGGGAGCGUGGCAGAAACAUGUUCCUGAGAAUCAAAAGUUGGAUGGAUACAUCCAACGAAGCAAAUAAAACUGCUAGCUUGGCUACCCCUGCUUCAGCGAUUGCCAUUGAAACGCCCGGAAAAUCAUCCUCGGCACCGGUAAUUCCUGUUAUCGUUCCAUCGUUGCCGGAUAUAACACUGCCGGAGUUUCCGUUGAUUCCGGCCAGCCGAGGAUUUUGUCUCACACUGGUGGGAUUAUUAGAAAAUUUUCAAAAAAUGCUAGAUUCUAUCGGAAGUGAAUAACCGAAGUCCGAGCUAAGGAUCCCGCCGCUAUUGCCGCAGCCGCCACUACCGUUUCGCGAAAUUUCCCUAUAAUAUCGCGGAUCGGCGUGGUACAUUGUUUACAUGAGUUGUUGAAUAUUUUUAGCGAAUACUUACGUACCGAUACAGAUGAACUCGCGUUUGUACUUUUAUGUUUCUUUGUUCGUCUUUCCCUAUCAAAUACACCAGGUUCCUGAUAUUUUUAGAUUUGAAAAUCAAAGCUUAAAUAGCUAAUCUUUGAAAGUACUGAAAAAAUGCACAAUAUGCUAUGGCUUUUAAACGGUAGAUGAUUUUAUUACAUAUCCAAAACUACCUUUUAGGGUGGGACAAAUCUGAAUUACUGUUUCAAGUAUUUUUGGUGUUCCAUUGCUUAAUUUCUUUAAAAGUUCAACUAAAAGUAAUCAUUAUGCUUUAUUCCAAGUGCAAAACCGGACAUAUAGUUUCACCAACUAAAGUUUUGAGCAGUUGUUCUAGCAUCCAUACCAAAAAGUUACUUGAAGAGAAAAAAAUAUACAUAUUUUCUUUCGAGUAACCUUGUCCCAGCCCGUUAUCCGACUGUAAAAUAUUCUUAAUGUUGUUAAUUAUGUUUUCUCUUAUCGGCUGAUUAUUUUGCUCGUGUUCAGUGAAUGCGGCCUAUAAAGAUAAUAUUCAAUAUUUAUUUUAAAGCAAUAAAAACUAACCACGUAAAAUGCUGUGCCUAAUAGAAAUCAAUUGAAUAUUUGGAAAUGUAAGAUAAGAAUAAAUACAUGCUCGAACAAUUCCAUUCGAUAUGAAGGUAGACCUAUUUUAGUAGAGACUUUUGCGCAACCAACAAUUAAACAUCAUUGUAUAAGAAGAAGAAAGUGACUAAAGAAACGGAUACAGGUUUGAGAAGGAAUGUGUACUGAGAUGAAGAUAGAUGUUCUUCAAAUCGCCAUCGUACUUCACAGCAGUAUAUAUCAAUGAGUUGACGCAUCCAAAGAUGAUUUGUUCACGAAAGACAUAAAUUACUGGUACUACUUGAAUAACAACAAAACUAUAUUUUUACCGUGUACAAAACAAUUUACUGCAAGUUAAAGAAAAAUUCGCCAUUUAUGAAGCUAUUCAUCCGUAGAUGCUCAUCCCUGUUUUGUUUCAAGAAAGCUAACAGCCAUCGAACUGACUGCGAUUACUUUGGAGAGUUACUGCGCUGUUGUUCGAUAAGGUUCUGAUUAUAUUCUAGAUAUUUUAAGUAUUAGGCAUACUAAGGCAGUGUCAAUUGGAAAUAAAUCCAUCAACUAGUCGCCACUUAGUUCUGUAAAAAAAUCUCUACAGUUCACUGUUAAAUGAAAGCUUAACUGAAACAAUAAAAAUAUCAACAAUAAACAAUGCAUGAAGCACAAUGGGCAUUGAAUGAAUCAUAAAACGCGCGCGCUCUAUACUAUGUAGCUCCAAAACUAGUUACCGCACAGAAUUGAUAGCGAAUAAACAACUGGUUUAUGAA